CAUGUGACUGAUAAUGCGAUCUCAAAAGAGGGCGGAACCAAGCGGAGGCUGAUAAAGACUUUCGGAUAUAUAAAGGAAAUUUUAGUGAUCGAAUAUACAGUUUGGUGUGGUUCAUAUUAAAGUAAAGGUUCUAAAAGAACGUGACUUUUUCACACAGCAAGAUGAAAGCCAUACUUUCUGUCGCCCUUCUGAUGUGCCUGGCUAUGGUUUACUCUUAUACCGAGGCGAAUUUCGAAUUAGACUGUCCAAUUCCGAACAAAGAAAACGCAACUCUUCUUCCUCACCCGACCAACUGCAACAGUUACUUCGUCUGCGAGACUGGCGAACCGAUCCCGAUGACGUGUCCCAAGGGACUGCACUUCAACCCUAAACUCUCCGUUUGCGAUUGGCCGUGGCGAGCGCACUGCAAAGCAAGAGGUUAAUGGAUUUAUUCGUUAUAAUGACCAGCACGUCAUUAAUAUAAUCGUAUAACAUUACACGAACAUUAUCUUGUUGUACUAUAGAGUCAUCGCAUAGCUUACACGAGCAAUUUUUGCGUAUACGCUAUGUAACUAAUAAACGUCUAUCCAUUAUCUGAACUUA
Messenger RNA from Odontomachus brunneus, 582 nucleotides. Its product is annotated as peritrophin-1-like. The coding region runs from base 162 to 422 and encodes 86 amino acids. NCBI's taxonomy places the organism in Eukaryota, Metazoa, Arthropoda, Insecta, Hymenoptera, Formicidae. Gene Ontology annotation, cellular component: extracellular region. Gene Ontology annotation, molecular function: chitin binding. The transcript is spliced from 2 exons. The record is from RefSeq and is a predicted model, not a curated record.